Sugiyamaella lignohabitans is the source of this 1035-nucleotide messenger RNA. RefSeq names its product Oms1p (gene OMS1). The transcript has a single exon. The coding region runs from base 1 to 1035 and encodes 344 amino acids. Lineage: Eukaryota; Fungi; Ascomycota; Dipodascomycetes; Dipodascales; Trichomonascaceae. The record is from RefSeq and is a predicted model, not a curated record.
AUGAAUUCAUCCAGAAUUUUAUCUCUCUCCUCACAAUUAUCAUAUACGACACUCAAUACACCUGUUAUAUCCCCAAUUACACAAACACCACUCUUAGCAAGAUAUGCCUCGUCAGCACGUGGUCCUAUUCGGCCAGCCAAAGUAACGAAUAAUCCUACCUGGAUCAAGAAACUAAAAUUGAGAUGGAGAAAGAUGGACGAUGACCCAGUCGCUCGUAAACGAUUUGCCAUGGCUGUCAUAGCAUUUUAUAUGAUUACAGGAUUCUUUGGAUUUCAGUAUCUUCAAGAUACCAAAUACCGAGCCACUGGUGAGGCCAACCCUUACAAGCCCAUGGACGGUAGCAGUGCUGAUUCAACUACAAAAGCAGCUGGAACUGAGUCGGCACCUGGGAUUGUCGAGCCUCGUGAUACUACAGAUGUCUACGAGUCACUAGCUAAAGAGUACGACGACAAAAUUUGGCUUGAAGAGCUGACUUCGUACAUCUGGUGGACCCGCCGUCGUCUAAUGCGAGCUGUUGAAGGAGACGCACUUGAAGUCUCGUGUGGAACAGGCCGCAAUAUCAAGUACCUGGACCCCAAAAAAGUCAAUUCAAUCACAUACCUCGACUCGUCUCCAGCUAUGCUCGAAGUGACCAAAGAAAAAUUCGAAAAGCGAUUCCCGAACUAUAAAAACGUGCAAUAUGUGAAAGGACGAGCUGAAGAUCUCGUAGCCAUUGCUGCCAAAUCUGGACAAAAGUUCAACACCAUUUUCGAGUCAUUUGGACUCUGUUCACACGAAGAUCCUGCCAAAGCUCUCCAAAACUUCCGACAACUGUUAAAACCCAACGGACGAAUCGUUCUCCUCGAGCACGGUCGGUCAACCUACGCAUCUGUCAACGAGCGAAUGGACCGUACCGCCGAAAAACGAGCUCAAGAAUGGGGCUGUCGCUGGAACCUCGACAUCGACCACAUCGUCAAAUCCAGCGGUCUCCAAAUCGUCGACGAGGGCCGCUACCAUUUUGGCUCCACCUACUUCUACAUCCUCAAGGCCGCUUAA